CCUCAGUCCUUAGUCCCAGACAAACACGAGACACAUCAAUGGCCUAUUUGUCGAAACACCUGUCGGUCUGUACAUACAGUCAGUACCGCCAUGGAUAGUUCACCUUGGCCGCCAUCCUGCGCAGCUUGGGCAGCAGAUCACCACUGCGUAACAAGGCCUCCGAAUCAUGGAGAGCAAAUAGUUGAUACGGAGGAGCAAAAGCCCGGUUGCCUAUGCUUGUGUCAUCCCUCAUGAUGCUAGAGGACAUGUCCAUCUGCAGGAGUUGGCCGCAGGCAGGGCAGAUGUCACCACGAUAGCGAUGAAGCUGGUCCGUUUGGAAGGGGAAAACCUCUCGCGGGUGUCGCCUUGCGAUCGACAUUCCGAUGUCAAUUGUACGGCGCAUCUCAUCCACAAAAGUCUGUUGAAGUGCCUGCAUGAGACAUGUUUGCCAGAUGAAUCGGCGUGUCUGUUUGGCUUUGGGGGGAUGGCGUACCUUCACGCGAACAUAGGCCGGGUUGAGACUGUGGAGAUCGGCACCUUGCUGAUAUCUUUCUCUUCCCUACGCCCAGCCAGGAGACAUGAAAUAAGAUACUCUUCCAGCAUGCCUCGGCCCCAAGGUGUUGUUUGAUACCCGCAGCAAGAAGUAUUUGAGAGCGUCGGGAGGAGCGGGAGGGGCGUCAGACCCUCCCGCCCCUGCCGACGCCUCCAACUCUCUCCGAAAUGGAUGGUCUAGGCCUUCGUGCAGCAGCGAAUGCCAGAAGGCUGGUGCACUCAUCUUCCGCGGCACAAGCUCAUCGUAGCGUCGCUUGAUCGUAGGCCACUCUGCCAGGACUGUCGUCAUCUCAGAAGCAGCAGGAGCCUCUUUCUGACGGGGAGGCACUGAACUUGAUCGCUGGGCUUCGCGCAUUUCUUCCCGUAUUUGCCAGCUACUUGUCUCCUCCCACUGACGUGUCUCCUCUUCAUCAGCCUCCUCUUCCGUGUUGGCUUCAUUGUCAAAGUCCCCAGGCUGUGCAUAGUCCUCCUCAUCACUCAGGUACAGGGAUAGCCGCGUCACCCCAUCAUGGCCUGUCUCUUGCACAAGACUCCCCCUCUUGCCGAGCUCAGAUGUCGGGAAGCAGACGGGCUCGGCGUCCAUGCCAUCAUCUUCGUCAAUUGGGGCCCACAGCGAUGUCCGAUGCUCAGCACUCGUGAACAAAACACCCUCUCUCCCGAAGCUGCAGACGACAGGUCAACAUGAAUUCCCCACCUCUCCCGUGAGCAGUGCCCUCCAUGAAUUCCCUCUCACCGGCUGCAGACGACAGCGUCGUCGAAGCUGCUCACAUCGGUGGAAGCCACUGAGACGCGGUGCACGGCCGAUGCGUCGAUGACAGAGAGCCGGCUCUGUCUGCCGGCAGGUCUGAUUGACAGCCUGUACUGGUCCAUCAAGGCGGCAGCGUUUGUCCAAUCCCUUUCCGAUGCGAAGAGAAAGGCAACGCACUCCAAGCCAGCUGCGGAAGAUGGGGGCUUGAGGGAUACGAUCAGGAACAGCUGGGAAUGCUUGAUCCUCAUCUUGGUAGCGGACUCCACCUGAGGAUCAAGCAAGAUGAGACAGAACGGUAGCGGCUGUAGUCGUACCACCUGUGCUGUUCAGCUGAGGUUGUACCUCUGUAUGGCGAAAGGAAAUGACGGUCUUCUUGUCUGCGGACAGCGUCCAUUCAACUUGGUCAUCGGUAAUGGCCAGAAUGCCGUCUGCACCCUGGUGUCGACAGGGGAAAGACCUUUCCGCAAGACGUCGCUUUGCGUCGGCAUCCCCGUUCGCUCUGCUUUGUGCUCUCCGGGUGUCCUUCUUCUGGGGCUUCAUACAGCUGCAGCCUAUCACCGCGAUAGAAGCAGUCCCCACGCUUGAGUCGACCUGUGUUGAUCUAGACCAUACCCACCGUAUGGUCUAAGCAGAGCACAAGACAACCAACU
Messenger RNA from Vitrella brassicaformis, 1929 nucleotides. NCBI's taxonomy places the organism in Eukaryota, Vitrellaceae. The record is from the annotation of a GenBank genome assembly.